ACCUGGCAGUUUGUGCUGAGACCGAUUGGCAAUCUGGCAAUGCGGAAAUAGAUCUGGCACCCCCGAGCCCGGACUGAGGAGAGAGGCGUGACAGAGCCGAGCAGAGAGGAGAGGGGAUUGCUUUGACAAAGAUAAAAUAAUCAACUCUUUCUUUCCUCUUAGCUUUUUUUUUCUUUUUUUAAUUAAAGUGCUCAGGUGCGCGCUCCUGCACCAGCUGGGAUUUUUUUUAUCCCCCAGCAUUUGUUUUCCAACCUGACAAGUCUGAGAAGAAGGAAAGAAGAAGUGCGUUUUUAAGGAUUCCGGACUUCUUUUACUGACUUUUCCUCCCCCGUUUUCUUGCAUCAAGCAUGGAUGUGUUGGCGAAUUACAGUAUUUUCCAGGAACUCCAACUCGUUCAUGACACUGGUUAUUUCUCUGCGAUGCCUUCCCUGGAGGAGAACUGGCAGCAGACAUGUCUAGAGUUGGAGCGGUACCUACAGACGGAGCCCAAGCGACUCUCGGAGCUCUUUGAUGAGGAGCUGGAUUGUCUCUUAACGCCGACCUUCAUGCAGGGUGGUGACAGUGACGAGGACCUGAUGGACCCCCUCCUCCCCAGCCUCCCUGACCAGCCCAGCCCACUUCCACUCCUGGUAACCCUCCCCAAGGUGCAGGCCAAAAUCCUCCAGGUCCCCAACCCCAGCAGGACCCAAGCAGAGGCAGGGACUGAAACCCUCACACCAAAGGACCAAGUCCUGGCAGGAGUCAGUGCCGCACAGCUCAGCGCCGCCGUCACAUCCCUAACACCACCAUCGUCACCAGAGCUCGGCCGCCACCUCAUCAAACCCACACAGACACUGACUGCGACGGCAGACGGUACACUAACGCUCAAAUUUGUGGCGAAGAAGGUAGGGCUAGGGGCGGCUAAACUGGUGGCAGCACGAGCGCUACCAUCACCGCCAAGCCGAGGAGGAGCCCUCAGUGACAGCGAGCAGGGAGGAGGAGGAAGCCUGGGAGGAGACGUACCAGAGAACAAAAAGAGAGUCCAUCGGUGCCAGUUUAAUGGCUGCAGGAAGGUUUACACCAAGAGCUCCCACCUGAAGGCACAUCAGAGGACUCACACAGGUGAGAAGCCCUAUAAGUGCUCAUGGGAGGGCUGCGAAUGGCGUUUUGCCCGCAGUGACGAGUUGACGCGACACUACCGCAAACACACUGGAGCGAAGCCAUUCAAGUGCAACCACUGCGACAGGUGUUUCUCCCGGUCGGACCACCUGGCCCUUCACAUGAAGAGGCACAUCUGAGGGCAGAGAGAAAAGGAGUGGGAGAGGGGAAGAAGCAAGAGGAGAAAAAGGAGGAGGAGGAGAAGGAGAGAUAGGAGGAGGAGGAGAGGAACGGGCAGUCGAGCUACCAACCGCCCGCCUCGUUCACCCCGUCCAUGACCCAGUCUGCGGCCCCGGCGCCUGCAGGGCAGCGCAUCCAUCUGAGAGGGCCGCAAAGAUCAGUCGGACUGACGGCGCUCUCAUUGGAGACUGGGAUCGGAGGAAAACGAGGAGUAGCUAGAUUGUUGUUUUUCUUUACAAUUACACACUCACACACUUGCAACGUGAACACUCAACACACCCGUCUUUGAAUGCAUCAUCCCGGUGAACCCCGGCUGCUCUCACGCAGCUCUGGGGACUUGGACACUGCCAAACCAACAUAUACUUAACUUGCUUGAUGAAACAUUAACGCCGCCUUUUUUUCUUUCUCUGUAGUCAGUGUGUUUAAACCAUAACGUCACUUUAGGUGAGGAGAUAGUCCAGUGGGGAAACUUUAAAUAUCCAUAUAGUCAGUUGUUAGUGCUUUACCGGCUUCUUGAAUUCCAAUACUCAACUCUUUUUCUUUGUGUUUUAAUGUUUCUCAUUCACGGAACGUAAGAACUCAUCAUCUGCCGCAGUCAGCUUCAGUAAUCUACCAGAAGAAAACAACAACAAAUCUGCAGGAGAGAGACUGUGCGGAUCACUUCUAGCAUAGCUGACAAUCGAACCCAGGGCUCGGACGCUGGGUGUCUUGGUGCACCCAUGGGACCUCGGUCAGCGGGUGCCGCUGCAGCUCUCAGGCUCUCCUCCAGUGGGUGCUUGCAUCUCCCACCUUCACUGAGACGCCUGCCGCCUCCGCAGGCCAUCUGACAGAAAUGCGCAGCGACACUUUCUUCCCUUUUUUUCUACUUAGAGGACGAUAAUUCUUCUUAUUGUUGUUAUUACAAAGAAUGACACUUUGUUCUUUUCUCUCUUUGAGAAAAUGUCUUAAAACUCACUGAAUUGUGUUUGAGGAAAAAAAAAAACUGAAAAA
Epinephelus moara (kelp grouper) is the source of this 2307-nucleotide messenger RNA. It is a transcript of the gene klf7b, whose product is annotated as Kruppel-like factor 7b. NCBI's taxonomy places the organism in Eukaryota, Metazoa, Chordata, Actinopteri, Perciformes, Serranidae. The coding region runs from base 348 to 1277 and encodes 309 amino acids. The record is from RefSeq and is a predicted model, not a curated record. The transcript is spliced from 4 exons. Gene Ontology annotation, biological process: regulation of transcription by RNA polymerase II. Gene Ontology annotation, molecular function: RNA polymerase II cis-regulatory region sequence-specific DNA binding; DNA-binding transcription factor activity, RNA polymerase II-specific.